Eimeria acervulina is the source of this 8418-nucleotide messenger RNA. RefSeq lists its product as hypothetical. Gene Ontology annotation, molecular function: transcription coregulator activity. The record is from RefSeq and is a predicted model, not a curated record. Gene Ontology annotation, biological process: regulation of transcription by RNA polymerase II. Gene Ontology annotation, cellular component: nucleus; SWI/SNF complex. The transcript is spliced from 10 exons. The coding region runs from base 1 to 8418 and encodes 2805 amino acids. Lineage: Eukaryota; Apicomplexa; Conoidasida; Eucoccidiorida; Eimeriidae.
AUGGAGGGCAAUUUGGAUUUGGUGCGGCGGCUGUUGCGGGGGUCGCAGCAGGCGGCUGCCUCUCAGGCUUCGCAAGCAUCAUUAGCUGCCUCCCAGCAGCGGGUAUCGGGGGGCCCCCUGGGGGCCCCCUCUGGAUUUAGUUGCAAGAGCUGCGGCAGCGCUACACCCCCUCGCAUUGACCACAGCGGACACCUAAUCUGCGCCGACUGUGGGGCCGUCCAAGAAGGAGAACAGGUUGCAACAAGAGAUGAAGAAGAAGAGUUCGAGCUGCUGCAGUCUACUGCUGCAAUGGGUGCAGCACGUGUUAGGUCUUUGGAUAUGUUAGGGUCCGAUGCCGUUGCUGCAGCGCUUGCUGCUGUGGGCGUAGGGGGCCCCGGGGCCUCCCAGGGGGACCCGAAAGGCGCUGCUGCAGCAGCAGCAGAAACACCUCCUACGGCUGUCCCCGCCCCCUCUGCUGCUGCUGCCGCUGCUGCUACACAAAGGGGUUAUGAUGAGGAUGACGAUGCAGAAGACCAGGAGGAGUGGGGCGAAGGGAUGGGAGGUGCUGCUGCAGCAGGGGCGAGCGAUGCAGCUGCUGCUGCUGUUGCAGCUCGGGUGUCUCGGCAGCAGCAGCAGGCCCUAGGGAACUACUGGCAGCAGCCGCUGCUGUGGCUUAAUGCUGAAGAAGCAGCAGGCGAGACCUUCAGUCCUGAUGGCGCUGUCUCCGAUGCAGCGCUGCUGCGCUGCUGGGCUUUGCUGCUGCAGUGCUGCUGCCGUCUGCUGCAGCAGGAGUUUGGUAUCUCCGAUUUGCUGGAGCUUGAGGCCCGAAAGGUGCUGCUGCAGUACUUGGGCUUUCUGGCUCGUCAUGAGCUGCCGGUAGAGACAUAUUUCUGCAGCAUCUCCUCCAAUGUGAUUAAGAUCCCGACUGGAAGGGUUGUCUCGCAUGCGCAGCAAAUAGCGAAGGAGCUGGAGCAGCAGCAACAGCAGCUACUGCAAGACCCAUCUGUCCCUCCGCUUCUGCAGACAGUGGUUCGCUUUAUGGGCUUAGAUCGCCUGGCUUACGUUCAGCGGCUGAUGCCCGCACGGCAACACAAAAGAGACACCUUCUCCCGCAGACGUCUUCGUCUCCUGACGCGUGCUGAGGCUACCCCGCCGGCCCCAGCAACAGAGACAGCUGCAGCAGCAGCAGCAGCAGCAACAGCAACCACACAAAGAGCAACACAGGCUCCUGCCGUUGUAGGCACCUCGGCGUUCACUCCUGCGCCCCCUUCUUCUCUUCAUUGUGGGGGGACCCCUGGAGCCCCCGUAAAUGAGGAGGCGCUGAAUUUGCAAGACACCGCAGCGACAGGUGCAAUCGUUGCUGCCGCAGCAGCAAACAGCAGCAGCAGCAGCAGCAGCAGCAGCAGUGGGUUGCCCGAGUUCUCUCAAACAAGCCUUGUGGCUGUGCCAUGCACCUUAGCCCCUACAGCUCUGACAACAAGGGAUGAGCGUGCUGCUGAUCGUCUUGCUGCAGCGCAGCGGCUGCUGCCUCUGGUGCAGCAGCGGGAGAGCGACCUAUUAGAGCAGCAGCAGCAGCAGCAGCAAGGGCAGGGUUCAGUCGGGGAGGAAGCGGUGCACGAGAGCCGCCGGCAGCUCCUGGCUGCUGCUUCUUCUGCUGUUGCUGCCUUGGGGACUCCUCUGAAUGCCGCAGAGGCAGCAGCAGCAGCAGCAGCAACGGGAGAGUCAUUCAAACGGCAGCGACACCGCAACAGAGACAGCAACACGCAGACACAAAGGGAGACCCAACGAGAGGAGACACCCAUUCUCGUGUCUCCGUACAUCUCCAGACAGCUGCUGUCGAUGCUGGCACACGAGCGGUCCCUCGCCUUAGCGCUCUGCAUGGCGCCGCACGACGCCCAAGACAGCAGCAGAGAUUGUGAGUUGAGGAGACACUGCAGCAGCAAGGAUGUUCUGUCGGUAGAUGCGGUGUACGAACAUGACUUCCUUUUCUUGCUCCUCUUCCUCAAACACCGGCAGCAACAACAACAGCAGCAACAACAACAGCAACAGCAGCAACAGCAGCAACAGCUGCAACAGCAGCAGCAGCAACAGCAGCAAAGUGGAAGCUCGACACUGCUGCAGCUGUGUGACGCUGCACAAGAAGAACGGCUGGCUGGCGACAAUGAGGUGCCAAUUGACGGAGAUGUAGGAGGAAGAGGAGCAGCUGCAGCAGCAACACCAACCGCGACAGGAACACUGACAGCAGCUGCAGCAGCAUUAACACGAACUGAAGCAGAUGACUCUGAAGAAGACAUACCUCUGGCUUUGCUGCCAGCAGCGCAGCGUCGGAGGUGUCCCUUGAUCCCGCAGGAAUCUCCCUCAUCUGCUGCACAAGCGGGUGGAGGAGCUCCUGCUUCUGCAGCAACAGCAGCAGCAGCAGCAGCAGGAUUCCCUCCUGGCACCCUCCCUAUGAUGGGUGCCUCCUUCCGCUCUAAGGCCCAUCGGAGGUUCUUCAGUCUCCCGGCGUCUCAGCUCCUACCCCUAAACGCUGCAGCAACAGCAGCAGCAACCCCAGCAGCGCCUACGUCUCCUGGGGGAGAGGGGUCGCUGCAGCAUGCAGCUUCGUCGGCAGGCUCCCCCCAGAUUUGUGAACAGCCACGCUUGGCGCUGGAAGGCCCCCGCCUCCCUCAGGACCCUCAGCACCAGCAGCAGGCUCCACAGCAGCUGCAGGACCAAGGACAACAGCAGCAGCAAGAAGAGGAAGAGCACCACCAGCAGGAACAGGAGCACGCGGAGCAGCAAGUGCAGCAGCAGCAGCAGCAUCAACAGCAAGAGGUGCUGCAAGGCAGUGAAGCAGAAGUAGACGCACACAAGCCAAAACGCAGGAGACUAGCGCUUUCUCCCGCUGCCUCUGCUGCAGGCACGACAGAAGAGGCAGCAGCAGACGCUGAGUUGGCCCUGGCAGUCCCUGAUGCUGCUAGCAGCAGCAGCAGCAGUAGGAGCGCGCGUCUGCAGCAGCAGCUGGCUCUUUUGGAGGGCAGGGCAGCAUUGGAAGCAGAGUCCGCUGCUGGGGGUUUGAGUGACGUUGCAGCCGAAGUGCUGGCAAUAGAUCGCCUGGCAGCGCCAGCAGCAGCAGCAGGAGCAGCAGCAAGAGCAGGUGCAGCAGCAGCAGCUGCUGCUGCUGGAUCUAAGGGGAAGAGUUUAAGUCGAGGUGCGUUUGCUGCAUUUGGAGGAGACCCUGGAGUUGGUGCUGCUUUUCUAUUAGAUGCAACAGACGAGAUAACUGGGGGCCUAAGGCGUCACGUAAGGGUCUUGCCUGGGGGCCCCCACGGCUCUGCAGCAGCAGCGCCUGGUGGACGGCAGCUGCAGCAGCAGCUGGAGGUGUUUGAAGAGCGAGAGAAGCAGCUGCUGCUGCAGGUGGAGACACAAAGAGGCGAAGCGCAGCAGAAAGGCCUCUUCCCUGCACUGUCUCCUGAAUGGCUGGGGUAUGUGAAGACGCAGCGGCUACAGGAGCUCUCAGGCCUGUCUCCUUCUUGCUUCUGCGCUGCCUUUGGUGUCUCUUCGCUAGAGAACAACCUUGAGGAGACAGCGGGGGUAAGAGGGGGACGGGGCACAGGGCAGCAGCAACAAUGGGCAGCAGUUGCUGCUGCUGCACAGCAGCAGCAAAGAAGACGCACCAAGGGGCCCCAGGGUACUUGGGGGCCCUCCCUAGAACUAAAUGCAACUGCACUUGAACUCAUGAUUCGCCUUACUGCUGUUCGCGUUGUCUGGAGACGCUCUAUCAUUAAGGCUUGCUUCCUGCACCGCGCACGCAGCAGCAGCAGCAGCAGCAAAAACAGCAGCAGACAACCCGCUGCAGCAGCACUGCCACCCCCAUCCCCAACAGCAGCAGCAACACCAGCCGAAAGUACUGCUGCUGCUGCAUCAGGGGACUCCACAGCAGACAGAUCCCACGCAGCAACCGCACUAGCAGGGACAUCGUCUACUGCAGCAGGAGAGAGCCAGCCCCAAACGACCCAGGGAGAAGGUGCAGCAGCGGGUGGCUCAGCAGCAGCAGCAGCUAAAACUGCUGCUGCUGUAGGGGGCUCGCUGCUGUCCCUGCGGCGCUGCAGCGGGCGUUUCUCUUUACGCCGCGCAGCAGGAGAUGGGCUGGAGGUGUCUUCUGUUCACCCUGAGGCUGUGGGUCCUGCAGCGAUAUUUUCAGGUGUAUGUACAGCUAAUGCGUUGACAGGAAGCCGUCUGCUUUCUCCACACCUGCCCUCCGCGCUGCCCCCUUUAGAUAUGGAUUUGCUGCUGGCUCUGCUGCUUGUAGCCCUCAAGCGCUGCCGCAUUCCCCUGGUUGCUGCUGAUGUCCUCAGGCUGCUGUUGCAGAACCGCAUAGGGUCUCUGUCUCUGCUGCGACUGUCUCCUCCCGCCCUGUGGCACCAAUGCCGCGUGUUUACGGGAGCCCUGCUGCAGCUCUCUGCUAAGUCCAAUUCUGCUGCUUCGGCUGCUGCGCUGCAGCCGCAGUCUCUGCCGCACGCUUUCAGGCUGCAGACGCUGCUACAGGACUUGGGGGCCCUCGGAGUUGGAGGGGGGCCCCCCUCAUACGUUAAUGCUUCUGCCCUCAUAGCGCGCAUAGGUUGGCUACUGCGGCUUCCGCCUCUCGUGCUGCUGCUUGCUAAUGCCUUGCUGCAGCAGCUGCUGCCAGGCCAAUUGCGGCUGCUGCAGCAGAAACUGCGGUCUUCUCAGGAGUACAGACACAUCAAAAUACCAAAGAAGCCUCCUUUUGUUCCCUCACAAAUUCAAAUGCGCCAGCGGAGGCCGCCUCCUCUUCUCAUUCGCAAAGGCGUAAGGGCCCUCCGCAGCAGUCCUGCAGCAGCAGCAGCUGCUGCUGCUGCUUCAGGGGACAAAGAAACCCAAGGAAAGGACAACGGCCCCAACAAACGCAGGAAAACGAUGGCAACAGAAGAAACAGCAGCAGCAGCAGCAGCAACAGCAGCAGCAUCAGCAGCAACGGAGACAGAGCCUGUCAAUGGGGGCGUAGGAAACAGUGACGAUGCUGCAGCUGCAACAGCUGCAGCAGCAGACUCAGCUGGGUCUCCGCAGCCACCUGAGGGAUCCGCACCUCAAGCAGCAGCAGAAGGCGCAGCAGCAAGAAAUAGAAAUAAGGCUGAUGAAGGGGACAGCAGCAGCGAAGGCGGCGAAUUGUCUUUGUUGCUGCAGCAAGGGGAGCCCAGCAGCGAUGGCGGGACCGAUAGGGGGGGCCCCCUCAGCAGCAAGUCAGCAGCAUCAGCAGCAACAGUAGCAGGAGCAGCACAUCCUGCUGCUGCUUCUGCUGGUGGACGUAGAAAGCAGUAUAAGAGGGGCCCCUGGCGCCUGCGCUGGUCGCGCCAAAGAGGAGACCCUUGGGGCCCCCAGGGGGCCCCUCAGAUAUCUCCUUCUGGGGUCCCUGAGACGCACAGCGACGCCUGGCGGCUGCUAACCCCGCGCAGCAAAUCGAAUGCCUGGGGCUGUCCUUUGGAGAUGGCUGCGGGGGCCUCCAUUCUUGUAGCACUCAGGCUCCUCUACGGCAUCAUGCAAUGGCAGCCUGCUGCAGCUCCCACCAUUUGCGGCAGCAGCAGCAACAGCAGCAACAGCAACAGCAGCAACAGCAACAGCAGCAACAGUGAGCAACCAGGAAAAAUGGAAGCGGCGGUGAGAGAUGCUCUGAAGCUCUGCGCACAGACACAAGAAGAGCUGUCGGGUAUGCACAUUGGAGGCAGCAGCUCCAGCAGCAGCAGCAGCAGCACUUGUGGCGGCAGCAGCAGCAACGUUAAUGGCCCUGAGCGGCCAUUGCCCCAGCCGCACUACUGUGAGAAUGCGAAUCCUGCAGCAGCCCAAGACACCUCUAGCAGCAGAAGCAGCAACCGCAAUAGCAGCAACGCCACACGUAGCAGCAGUGACAGCAGCAGCAGCAGCAGCAGCAGCAAAGUUGACGGCCCCUUGGCUGCUUUUGGGGGGCCCUUGUCUCCUCGGAGGCUGCCCCUGCAGGUGCUGCGCUGGGGAACCGAUCGUUUUUUCGUUUAUCUCGAUGGCCUGACGUUGAUGUGGGUAGUUGGCGUGCGCCAGUCCGCAGCAGCAGCAGCAGCAGCAGCUGGUGCAGCCGCUGCUGCUGCAGCGUAUGCUGCAGAACCUGCUGCUGAAGCAGCAGCAGAUGGCUUCACCCUGUACUUCUUCCCUGCCAAAGAAAUUGGAGAGCGACGCGCAGGCAGAAAAGCCAUCCGCUUUUUGUUGCUGCUGCAUUUUCAUCAAAAGCAGCAGCAGCAACAGCAGCAGCAGCAACAGCAGCAGCAACAACAACAACAGUCUCGUCCGACCGAGCUACUGCCAGCUCCCAUUCUUCGUUUGCUGCUAAUUCCAGAGGGUGGAGACUUGGUGGGGUUGCUGGAGUACUUUGAAUCCCUUGUAGCGGAGGCAGAGGAGACAGAAGGCAGCACUUUUUCAAUCUGUGGGGGCGGCGAGGCUGAGGAAGUGCUGCUGGAGCAGCAGCUGCUGCUGGCCUACGCAGGGACGGCGCCGCAGUCGCGGCGCCAGCAACAGCAGCAGCAGCGGCAGCAGCAGCAGCAGCAGCAGAUUUCCUUGCCUUCGUGGUGUUGGGGCAGCCAGCUUCCACCACCGCUCGUCUCUCCUGCAGCAUCUGCUGCUGUCGCCAGGGCCUUUGAAGCUGCGAGCUCAGCGUCCCUGGCUUCUGCUGCUGCUGCUGCUGCUUCACAGCACGCGCAGCAGCAGCAGCAGCAGCAGUUCGAGUCCGCUGUUCGUGGGCUGCUAGCAGCGGAGGCAUCAAUAGAGCAUUUGAUGGAGACAAUGCCAACGAAUCGGCAGCUGUUAUUUCGUCUGCUGUCUCCUGCAGCAGCAACGGCAGAUGCAGCAGCAGCAGCAGGCAGCAUUCAGCUGCCAGUAGUUGUUGAGGGAGACAGAACAACUGUACUAGACACCGACUUGGGGAUUAAGAGUUGGGCCUUAGGCCCUUUGCUGCAGCAGCAGCAGGCGCUUCAGAGGGCAGAAGAGCUGCUGAUCUGCCGUCCCCUUCAUUCGCAGGCUGCUGCUGCGCUCGCUGCAGCACGAAACAAAGCUGCUGCUGCUGCUGCUCCCGCUGCAAACCCGCAGGUACAGCGGCGCCAGCAGCAGCAGCAAGAAAGUGGCGCUCUCGUGGAGGCAGAAGGAGACACUAUGCCGCUUGCAGAAGCAGCAGAAGAUCUUGAGAGGGCUGUGGAGCGUGCUGCGGCAGCAUUUGGCUACAUUAGCAUGCAGCAGCAGCAGCAGCAAGAGAGGCAGCAGCAGAAACGCCGAACAAAGCACGACCGUCACCACAAGAAGAGAAGCCGCCGUUGCGAACGCAGCAGCAGCAGCAGCAAGCGCAGCAGCAGCAGCAGCAGCAGCAGGCCUACGCAUUUUGAGGUGUACAGGUACUCUGUUAGUGCAGCAGAGGCCUGCGAACCGUGUGUGCUGCUUCCGCUGCAGCCCCACAGGGCUGCAGUGGUGCAGCUGUUUGCUCAGGAAAUAAUUGAAGAGUUGCCGUUGCUGCCGCUGCCUAAACCACCUAAAUCUGCUGCUGCAGCAGCUGCUGCUGCUCGCCUGGAGGCGCUGCACUGCCUGCGGCGGCAGCAGCAGCUGCGGCUGCAGUGGCUAGGGUCUCCUUAUGUUUGCUACGAAGGGACAGCAGAGUCGCUCUAUGUGCUCCUGGCAGCUUCGCUGCUGCAGCAGAUGGGCGCUGCUGACGAUUUGCUGCAACAACCCGCAGCAGAUGGAGAAGAGACAGUUGGGGAGUUGCUGCUGAGGGAUUCACCGGCAGCUGCAGCGGCAGCAGAAAACCAGAGUCUUGUAAAUGCGGUGGCGGAGCUGCUGGAGCCGUACAAGAAUGCAGCAGCAGCAGCUGCUGCUGCUGCAGCCCAGCAGCAACAACACUCUUCCUCCGCAGCAGCAACAGCCGCACCUGAAGGCUCCGCAUCCUUGUGCGCCUCGCCUACGGUCGGCUCUGACGAACAGUCGCCUAGAGGGCCCCAACUGCAGCAGCAAGACCAGCAACAGGACCAGCAGCAACAGCUGGAGGACCAGCAGCAGCAGCAGCAGCAGCAGGAUCAGCAGCAGCAGCAGCAGGAUUCUCUCGACGCAUUGCACAGCAAGUACUGGGCCCCCAACUGGUCGUUCAGUUCGUUUGCUGCUGCUGCUGUUCCUCUUCGCUUCGGCUUGAGGGACGGCAGCAGCAGUUUCUUAGAGGGAGGAGGCUGCGGCCCCGGCAGGGCUUUGCCUCUGAGGCUGGAGGCUGCAUGCAGUUUUGCAACAAGCCGUCUCCCCUUUAUGUACACCGUCGCAUUAAUGAAGGUCGCAGAUCAGCUUGGUGUGGGGCCCGCAGAGCUGCACUCGGUUGCUCAACAGUGUGAGCGUUGGGUCGUGCAGAAGUUCUUCCGCGACCACCUUCAAACCCGCUGGCCUCUCUAA